CUCCAACUGUCACUCUGUGUGUGCCCGUUCUCCCUCCCUCCCCUGUGUCCGUUCUCCCCCUCUUAACUGUCACCCUAUGUGUGUCUGUCCUUCCUCCUACUGUAACCCAAUGUCUCUCCUACCAUCCUGUUACCCUAUGUGUGUCUGUCCUCCCUCCCACUGUCACUCUUUGUCCGUCUACUCAUCCCGUGUGUCUGUGUCCUCCUACCCACUGUCUCCCUGUGUCCGUCCUUCCUCCUACUGUCACUCCAUGUGUGUCUGUCCUCCCUCCCUCUGUCACCCGCUGUCCGUAUACUCCUCCCGAUGUCACCCGUUGUCUUGCCACCCCCUGUGUUACCCCUUGUGUUCCUCCCCUCUCGCCCUAUGUCCGUCUAACUGUAUCUAACUGUCACCCUGUGUCUGACCUCCCUCUGACUGUUAUCCUGUGUCCAUCAUGUUGCAUCUUGGGGAUCCCUGUCAUCUUGGACCAUGUCUUUCCCUUCCCUGACUGUCAUCUUUUGUGGCUUGGCCUUCCUUCUCCCUCUGUCCCUCCAAAACAGCCACCCGCUCUUCAGCUCUUCAUCCUGAGUUCACAUCCUGGCCGCCCAGCUGGGUGCCCCUCAGUGUCUCUUGGUGGACGCUGAGGAGGUUGGCCGUGGAUCGAAGCUGCUCCUUGUGGAAUCCCAGGUUCCACCAGGCCCUUCCUCUGGCUGGUGAUUACAGAGCCCAGCCCGGCCUCUUGACAUUUUUUUUCGAGACAGCGCUGGCCCCAGGCUGGAUGGUCGGCGGCAGCUGCUUGCUUGGGGGCUGGAAUUUCUAGUUUCUCAGGAUUGUUCGAGGCCGUAGACCCAGGAAGAUUCCGGGACGAGGAGAGGGGGCAGUAGUAGCCUGGUAUGGGCAUUCAAGGUACCGUCUGUGUCCUGCUGUCAUUCCCGUUCAUCUUCAGCCCAUGUUUGGGCUGCGGGGAGGCCACGCCCGAGUGGGCCGCCCUGCUCUACUACGGACCCUUCAUUGUCAUCUUCCAGUUUGGCUGGGCGGCCACACAGAUUGCCCACCUCAGUCUCAUCCCAGAGCUGGUGACCAAUGACCACGAGAAGGUGGAGCUCACAGCCCUCAGGUACGCCUUCACCGUGGUGGCCAACAUCACAGUGUAUGGCGCCGCCUGGCUGCUGCUGCACCUGCAGGCCUCCUCGCACUCGGGCCAGGACAUCGGUGUGGGGGACCAGCUGGGAGUCGAGGAUGUGCCUGUGUUUCGGAACCUGGCCCUGCUGGUGGUGGGCCUAGGCGCCAUCUUCUCGCUGCUCUUCCACCUGGGGACCAAGGAGGGGCGCCGGCCUAGGCCCCGGGGGUCGGAGCCUGACGAGCACAGUCCCCUGGUGGCUCCAGCGGACAGACCACUGCUGCUCUGGAAACACUGGCUUCGGGAGCCAGCUUUCUAUCAGGUGGGCUUGCUGUACAUGACCACAAGGCUCAUCGUGAACCUGUCUCAGACCUACAUUGCCAUGUACCUCACCUACUCCCUCAGCCUGCCCAAGAAGUUCAUUGCCACCAUCCCCCUGGUGAUGUACUUGAGCGGCUUCUUCUCCUCCUUCCUCAUGAAGCCAGUCAACAGGCGCAUAGGGAGAAAUAUGACCUACUUCGUGGGACUGCUGGUGAUUCUGGCCUUUGCAGCCUGGGUGGCCCUGGUAGAUAAGCUGGGCGUGGCCGUGUACGGGGCCUCUGUGCUGCUGGGUGCCGGCUGUGCCACCAUCCUUGUCACCUCCCUGUCCAUGACAGCUGACCUCAUUGGGCCACACACGCACAGCGGAGCCUUCGUGUACGGUGCUAUGAGCUUUACGGAUAAGGUGGCCAACGGGCUGGCCGUCAUGGCCGUGCAGAGCCUCCACCCCUGCCCUUCCGAGCUGUGCUGUGGGGCCUGCGUCGGCUUCUACCACUGGGUGAUGGCGGCCGUGACGGGCGGCGUGGGUGUGGCCGCGGCCCUGGCUCUCUGCAGCCUCCUCAUCUGGCCCAUCCGCAUCCGGACCUGGAACCCUGGAGAGCGGCCCUGACUCCUGGCUCCCCAGGCCAACAAGACUAAUUACCAGGCAGACACCCCGGCCCCC
Molecule: messenger RNA, 2081 nt
Organism: Psammomys obesus (fat sand rat)
Lineage: Eukaryota; Metazoa; Chordata; Mammalia; Rodentia; Muridae
Gene: Mfsd12
Product: major facilitator superfamily domain containing 12
Exons: 10
Coding region: 873-2027 (384 amino acids)
Biological process (GO): carbohydrate transport
Cellular component (GO): membrane
Molecular function (GO): symporter activity
Source: RefSeq, a predicted model, not a curated record